AUGCAGUCCGGAAUAACAGCUUCUCAAGAACUUCACACGGCGUUCAACAAGUUCGUAUCUACCGAAUCACAACGAGGUCUCUUCUGUACCAUCACAGGCGAAACACUCACACCCUCCACCGUCCUCGAACCCUCCACCUCAUCCUUCGACGAUGAUCUCAAACUCCUGGCACCUCAUCUCCAAGACAAAACUGCUCUGUACAUAAUACUGCGUCGCUAUCCCUCUACCGAUCCCGCCCCCUUUGUUGCCGUCACCUAUGUUCCCGAUGCCGCGCCUGUGCGUCAGAAGAUGCUCUUUGCCUCUACACGACUUACAUUGGUACGAGAACUAGGGAUCGAACGAUUCCGAGAAACGAUCUUUGCGACGAUGAAAGAAGAACUGUCGAAAGAGGGAUUUGCCAAGCAUGAUAAGCAUAUUAAAUUAGCAGCGCCGUUGACGGAAGAGGAACAAAGUCUGGGAGAAGUGAAAAGGAAGGAGGCGGAAGAGGGUAGAGGUAUGAAUGAGAGAAAGAGUCACGUUAGUAGUGGUGUCAGUAUGCCAGUUGCAGCAGAUGCGCUGGAGGCUUUGAAAGCGCUGAGCCAAGAUGGCACACAUAAUUUGGUUCAAAUUAAAAUCAACAUUGCGCAAGAAACCAUGGAACUUGCUUCAAAGACACAAACCUCUAUCUCAGAUCUCAACAGCACUAUCUCCGGCAACGAACCUCGAUACUCUUUCUAUCGCUACACCCACGACCACCACGGAACAACGUCUUCGCCAAUAUUAUUUAUCUAUACUUGCCCUUCCGGAUCCAAAAUUAAGGAACGGAUGCUAUACGCAGCAUCAUCUCGAUCCGCCCAACAAUUAGCUGAAGGAGAGGCAGGACUCACCAUUGAGAAAAGACUCGAGGCAGGGUCUCCCGAGGACAUCUCUCAAGACAGUAUCGAUUCGGAUUUACAUCCACAGAUAGAGGUGAAGAAAACAUUCGCUAGACCCAAGAGACCCGGAAGAGGAUAG
Messenger RNA from Sclerotinia borealis F-4128, 993 nucleotides. The record is from the annotation of a GenBank genome assembly. Lineage: Eukaryota; Fungi; Ascomycota; Leotiomycetes; Helotiales; Sclerotiniaceae.